Molecule: messenger RNA, 1656 nt
Organism: Xyrauchen texanus (razorback sucker)
Lineage: Eukaryota; Metazoa; Chordata; Actinopteri; Cypriniformes; Catostomidae
Product: G-protein coupled receptor 22-like
Exons: 2
Coding region: 340-1656 (438 amino acids)
Biological process (GO): G protein-coupled receptor signaling pathway
Cellular component (GO): membrane
Molecular function (GO): peptide binding; G protein-coupled receptor activity
Source: RefSeq, a predicted model, not a curated record
CUCUGAAUCACUCACCAUCUACCAGGACUCCUAAGCAAUCCGGAGAGAGAGAAAGUACAAGAGAGAAAGAAUGAAACGGCUGGCAUCAACUCUGGACAUGGACAUGGCAGUGGACCAAACGUAUCGUUUGGUUUAACAAAAUAAAAGGUGCUGACAAACUGUCUCCAUGGCCAUAAAGCAAGAGUAAAUUCUCUGCUGGAUUACGAGGAUUAAGAAGUGAAGAAUACUUCCUUGAAUGGCCAUGCCUGGGGCUGAUGUACAACUUGUACCCCUUCCAAACUCUCCAGUCUUGAUUGUUGACUCCCGAGGCUGAGAAAGAAGCUGGAAGGGGAGGGGAUAAUGCACGCCCCUCCUGCAAUGGAGGAAGAAAGCACCAUGAGUAACGUUACCGUCCUUGACAUCACCGAGUCCGUGAGUCCUGCCAUGACGGCGGCCGGCCCUUACCCCUACCCACUCAGCUUCCAGGUAUCCCUGACCGGGUUCCUCAUGCUGGAGAUUGUACUGGGCCUGAGCAGCAACCUGACGGUCCUGGCCCUCUACUGCAUGAAGUCCAACCUGGUCAACUCCGUUAGCAACAUUGUCACCAUGAAUCUCCAUGUGUUGGAUGUGUUGGUGUGCGUAUGUUGCAUACCCCUGACUAUUGUUGUAUUGAUGCUUUCGCUACAAGGCGACACAGUCCUCGUUUGUUGCUUCCAUGAGGCUUGCGUGUCCUUCACUAGUGUGGCUACGGCGGCCAACGUGCUAGCCAUCACUUUAGACCGAUAUGACAUCUCAGUCAAACCAGCUAAUCGAGUGCUGACUAUGGGACGGGCAGUGGCCCUGUUGAGUUGCAUUUGGGUGCUGUCUUUCAUCAGCUUCUUGGUGCCAUUUAUUGAGGUGGGUUUCUUGGGACCAGAACCCACUAAAGCCAAUCAGACCGCUGUGUUACAAGUUAACGAGUAUUACACUGAACUGGGACUAUACUACCACCUAGUGGCUCAGAUCCCAAUUUUCUGUUUGACUGCUAUCAUCAUGUUAGUGACCUACUCAAAGAUCUUGCAGGCACUCAACAUCCGGAUCGGUACGCGCUUCCACACUGCACAGAAAAAGAAGAAAAUGAGACGGAAAAAGAACUUCUCGCUCAUGUCAACAUCCGAGCAGCAGCUACCCGAGAUCACGGAUGCAUCACAAAGCAGUGGCGGUAAUCGUGGGAACGCGCCGCUAGGCAUGCGCACGUCAGUGUCGGUGAUCAUCGCCCUACGACGGGCUGUGAAACGUCACCGGGAACGCCGAGAGCGUCAGAAACGCGUUUUCCGCAUGUCGCUCCUCAUAAUCUCCACGUUCCUCCUCUGCUGGACACCCAUCACCGUUUUAAACACUGUGGUUCUCAGCACAGGCCCCAGCGACCUCACCGUCAAACUUCGACUGGGCUUCCUAGUCAUGGCGUACGGCACGACAGUCUUCCAUCCUCUCCUCUACGCCUUCACGAGGCAGAAGUUCCAGAAAGUUCUGAAAAGUAAAAUGAAGAAACGCGUCGUGUCUAUUAUCGAGGCAGAUCCGUUGCCGAACAACGCGGUCAUACGAAACUCUUGGAUCGACCCCAAGCGGAAUAAGAAAGUGACUUUCGACGAUCACGAAGCGAGACAAAAAUGUUUGUCAUCGGAAGAUGCGGACUGA